Molecule: messenger RNA, 4032 nt
Organism: Ostrinia nubilalis (European corn borer)
Lineage: Eukaryota; Metazoa; Arthropoda; Insecta; Lepidoptera; Crambidae
Gene: Aplip1
Product: JNK-interacting protein 1
Exons: 8
Coding region: 43-1356 (437 amino acids)
Biological process (GO): regulation of JNK cascade; JNK cascade
Cellular component (GO): cytoplasm
Molecular function (GO): JUN kinase binding; MAP kinase scaffold activity
Source: RefSeq, a predicted model, not a curated record
CAUGCGACACUGUCUCCGCCGACAAUCAGGUGUAAAAGCGACAUGGCCGAUAGCGAGUUCGAAGAAUUUCGUCGAGUAUUCGACAGAUUACCCCAGCACAUAAAAGCUCCCACUCCGUUUUACUCGUUAGUGCCAAAUGUGGGUUUGGAUGAUGAAUCACCGUCAUCAAAAAGUGACGGCUCGCCUGAGGAGGACAGAGGAUGUAUGGGCGACAAUGAAACGGCAGCCUCAGCACAAGAAGAAAUUGUCUCUCCACCACCACAACCCGACGUAAUUGAAACACAACGGAGCCCGAGUCAUCAAACAUUCACAAAUGGCCAAAGACGAAGGAGAAAAUUACCCGAAAUACCAAAGGACAAAAGAUCUUCUAUACUAGCAUGCAGCCAGCCCGCAUCUCUCGCUGAUGAGCUAGGAGCCCUCGCUGGAGUGCUGAUCAGACCAGGAUGCCAGGGCCGACCACUACUGGUGCUCAAGUGCGGGUACCUCCUUGACGAAGACUCGAGCCCUGACUCGGAGAGACUGCAGAGUCUGGGUGAUGUCGACAGUGGACACAGCACAGCACACUCCCCUAUCGACACGGGGCCGAAAAGUAUAUCACCAACGCCGUUACAACAAAAUGUAUCACCAUCAUCAAGUUGCAGUAUCAGCGGCAUUCAUUUUGCGGGUAACAUGACAACAGUUCCACAUAACCAACUAGAAAUGCUCGAAGCUACGCACAGAGGCCUACACAAGUUCAACCCUAGACAUCACGAUGAAAUCGAAGUAGAAAUUGGGGAUCCCAUUUAUGUACAAAAGGAAGCAGAUGAUUUAUGGUGCGAAGGUGUAAAUCUCAGGACAGGCCAACAAGGAAUUUUCCCGUCUGCGUAUGCUGUUGACAUGGACUAUAACGAUUUUGACCCAGCCAAUGCCAAAGUGAAACGAGAGAGAUAUUUAUUAGGAUAUAUGGGGUCAGUAGAAACCUUGGCUCACAAAGGAACAGGUGUGGUAUGUCAAGCGGUGAAGAAGAUCGUCGGCGAGUGCAGUGGAGAACCAGUCGUGCAGCCCUGUAUAUUGGAAGUAUCAGACCAAGGCCUACGUAUGGUCGACCGAUCAAAGCCAGAUAGAAGUCGUAGUGGCCCUUGCAUUGACUACUUCUACUCGCUGAAGAACGUAUCGUUCUGCGCGUUUCACCCCCGUGAUCACCGGUAUCUGGGAUUCAUCACAAAGCAUCCAACGCUGCAACGGUUUGCGUGCCACGUCUUCCGGGGCCAGGAGUCUACUAGGCCUGUCGCCGAAGCCGUGGGGAGAGCUUUCCAGAGGUUUUAUCAGAAGUUUAUAGAGACAGCGUAUCCGAUUGAAGAUAUCUACAUAGAGUAAAAAUCAUAAUUAACAAAACAUUUCACUAGCUUUUUAUACUUAUUUCACUUUAAAGCCACAGAGCUUAAAGGUAACUGAGAAUAUUAUUAUUUUUGAAGCAUAGAUACUCGUACAUACUGAUUCGUUGUCCCGUCUUACAUUAUUUUCUUCUUCUGUCUCUCAAAUACUAAGCUCAGUGGCUAUAAAGUUUAUAUUAUGUAAUUCUUCUGAACUUGUUAUCGAUGCUAUGUCGCCUUUUCAAUAGGUUAUAAAUUACAUUGUAAACUUUUAAUGAUAUUCAAACAAUAUGUACUCAUAAGACAUUGAUAUGUCGUUACGUAUAUUUUCAGCCUUGAAAUUAAAUUACAUUUUUAGCAAUUGAUGAUAUAAUUGUAUUGUUAUCGCAUAAGAUUAAUGUAAAAUGAAAUAUCUUAAUUAAUUAAAAUUUCCACUGCUGUUUAAUACUAUGUAGUAAUGUAAUAGAUUGUUAUAACUAUGAGUAAUUUGGCAUGGCUACAUAGAAAAAUGAAUAUAAAUAGUACACCACAUUACAGAUAUAAGACUUAGAGAUUAUUUUUGAAGAAACAUUACGAAUAUUGUAUGAUCAAAAUUUUAUAAAGGAUGGAAUUAUGUAAUGCCACCUGGAGGGAAAGUACUCUUCACACUGUACAUGGAACAUUUUACUCAAAGAAAACAUUUCUUUAUUUUCGGGAAUCGAACCAACUAAAAUCUGUUAAAAAUUACAUCCUUUAUUUUUAUUGCAUCGAUCGUUAAGGUUAAGUAGGUAUAAGGAUGAAAUCUCAAACAAAAUUGAUAAAUCAGAUGAAAGGAAAACCAUGCAAUUUUAAAUUAUUUCAAUUAUUUACAAAAAAAAUGGUAUGGUGGUAAAUUUUCGCAAAAUUUUCGAAAAUAUACUUUUGCUUCUUUUUGUUUUCAAAAUUAAAAGAAUGUUUUCUUUGAGUAAAAUGUUCUAUCCACAGUAUUAAGAGUACUUUCCCUCCAGGUGGCAUUACAAAAUCUCACCCCGUAUACUAAAUUGAAUUCAAUAACUUCAUGUAACUUGGUGUAUUUUUAUAAAAACGGCUAGAGAGCUCAAUUAAGAUUAAUGCAAAGAAGGGUAAAGCAAAGAUUUCUUCAUCUCAGAAUUUUUAAUCGGGUGUUAUUGAUCAUUGAUAAUAAUCAAGAAUCUCUACCACUGUGAUAUCAAUUCAAAUAAUUUAUUCUGGUGUAAGGUAUAUUUUAUAAUAAUUUCUUAUUAAAAAUUUUUGUUUGUAAGUUUGUAUCGUCAAAAUUUUUGAUAAUUAUUUGGUUAUGACGAGUAUUUUUUAGUAAAUCAAUAACCAUUACAUUGCAUAUUAUUAGAUUAUUGUGUUAAAAGCGGUUAUCAGAUAGAAUCAAUUGUACAGAAAUUCGUAUGAAUUUAAUGUAAUAUAUUAGGCAUUGCAGUUUCAAUGUAUGUAUUGUAUGUAGAUAGGUAACCAAUAGCGGUUGAUUCGCUUAAUCGCGAUAUUAUUUUCGGUUGAUUAUACCUGCACCAUAAUUAAAAGUUAGAUGGUAAUUAAAUUGUAAAUGAUCAUCUUUUGAGAAAUAAUUGUAACGGGUCACAUUCAUGUUCUAGAUUAUAAGAUAUUGGAGCAAUAUUUUGUGCCGUGUAAAGGCCAUCAUAAUUAUGUUACAAUUAAUGCAUGUAGGUGACAGGCUUUCUUAAUGUUUUAGUUUCAAUUUUUUUAUAAAUACCAUUCUGGCCAUUAUAUCAAUCGAUAAAAUAUUAUUAUUCUGUUUUCUAUGACUUAAAACAAAAAAAAAUAUGAACUAACAUAUCUACCGAUUCAUAAGAGAAAGUAUUUUUUUACAUUCUAAUUUUCUCCCUCUAUAAUAUUUAGUAAACCCAAUAAGUGGGGGUGAAAUUGAAAUCGUACGUAAUUAAUAAAAUCCGGGGUUGUUGAGCAUCAGUGUUGGAAAGGUUUUGAUGAAUGAAACAAAAAAAAAAAGAUAUUUUUAUAAAUAAACAAUCUCAAUGGCUGAAAGCACAUUGCUGCAGCCUGUAAAGUUAUGGUUUUGCAUGAAAGUCUGUCAUUUUUGAGGUAAGUAACAUGAAACUGACAGUUUCGUGGAGGUAGUCCCAAGGUCUACAUAAGUAACCGAGUAAGCUUAUAAAUCAGCAAUAAAUACAAACUAUAGUGAGACACUAGCUAUAACAAUAAUAUUAUUACUAUUUUAAUCCACAUAGAACACCAUAGUGCCCUUGAAGAAACAGUAUUAGUGAAAACAAAAGGUUGUAUAUUCUAUGACUUGUACAUAGCUUAACUUUUUGGAUAGGUUUUCUUUGCGUUGUUUUACUUUACAUUAUGCUUGUAGCCAAAUCGCCUACAACGUUUAAGAACUAAGCUUUAAAUAUAAUACUCUUGUAGUUAUACACACUUACUUCUAUAAAAUACUUGUAUACAUAUUAUGAGAUUUAUCAAAGAUUGCUUGUAAGGUUAGUAUGUGUAUAUACAAAAGUAUUAUCACAUGAAUGUGUCCCAAACUUGUAAAUACAAUUAUUUAUCUACAGCGUAUUCGAAGCGAGAAUGUAUUCAACAAAGCUGAAUAGAGCUGUGAAAGAAAUAAAACUAAAUAUAUUAUUUAUUUUUCCAAUAAUUGUCAGCAUAUUCGACAUUAUAACGCAUAAGGCAUUAAAAUAUCUGUGGGACUGAA